Molecule: messenger RNA, 1176 nt
Organism: Branchiostoma belcheri (Belcher's lancelet)
Lineage: Eukaryota; Metazoa; Chordata; Leptocardii; Amphioxiformes; Branchiostomatidae
Product: IgGFc-binding protein-like
Exons: 9
Coding region: 1-1176 (391 amino acids)
Cellular component (GO): extracellular matrix
Source: RefSeq, a predicted model, not a curated record
AUGGGUGUUCACGCCUAUCUGAGUCUGUUGUUGGUGAUCUUCACUUUGAUGGUCCUGCCGCUAGGCGUCCAAGGACAAGGUUGCGCCAUUGAUCCCGAGAUAGGCCUGGGAGACAGCCCUUGUCCAGCGAACAGCGCGUACACAACUGGCACAACCUGCUGUCCUGCGACCUGCCAGGAUCAAUCCGCCCCGAAUUCGUGCACUACUGGCGUUACGGACGGCUGCCAGUGUGAUAGUGGCCUCAUCUGGAGCGGGGAUGAAUGCGAAUGCACUUUGGGAGGGGUCAUCAUUUGCCACCCAGUGCUCUGUGAUGAAGAUGGAGGUUACACCUGGACGCUCGUGGAUGGAGUAUGGGGAUGCCACUGCACAGGCGGCUGUUGUGAUAGAAAAAUCUGCAAAGCAUCCGGAGAUCCGCACAUCCUUUCUCCUGACAAGGGUCGCCAUGAUUACCAAGGAUGUGGCUUAUACACGUUCGCCAAGGACUGUACAGGCAACACCUUCAACGUCGAAACAAAACACGUCCCUUUAGACGGGAAUCCAGCUGUUUCUGCUAUCCGUGCAGUUUACGUGACAGUAACCAUUAACGGCAAUACAAUUACAAUCUCUCUUCUUCAAGACAGAGUUGUACUGGUCGAUGGAGUUCGCUAUUGGCUUCCUGUCAGCCUGGCAAAUGGCGACAUCGUGAUCCAUCUGACUGGAAGGUUUGUCCGAGUAGAGUUGGUGGACUUGUGCGUGGUGAUUUACUACGAUGGGGUACAUUAUGUUAAGAUGGAGAUUCCAAGGAACUACGAGACUGAUCUGUGUGGAUUGUGCGGUAACUUCAACGGCGAUGCGAGCGAUGACCUGAUGAUGCCGGAUGGGAACCAAGGUGCGCACGAGAACCAAUUCGGAAACAGCUGGCAGACCCAGCCUGGAGUAGAGCACGGACCGUGGGACUUAACUUGUGGUGACCUUCCGACAGGUGAACCCCCGACCUCCGGACCGUGUGACCAGAUGUAUACAGACGCGUGUGACGUGCUUACGGAUGUGAACGGUCCGUUUGCUGAUUGCAUUGGCGUUGUGGAUCCUACGCCUUACUACGACGACUGCGUCUCCGACGCCAAACAGCGUCUACUCUUCCUGCACGAGCGCCUGCCCUGCGACCUGCAUGAACCCCAACGCACCAGACAGCUGUGA